Molecule: messenger RNA, 3505 nt
Organism: Stegodyphus dumicola
Lineage: Eukaryota; Metazoa; Arthropoda; Arachnida; Araneae; Eresidae
Source: RefSeq, a predicted model, not a curated record
CCUAAAUGCUGUCAUUUAGGGCAAGAUGGCGUAUUCAUCUUAAAGAAACAGACCGGCAAUCGUACGAUGUUCUUUAUAUAUAAACUGCGCUAUCAGAAUACCCCAGCUGCAACUACAUAGCACAAAAAAUAAAUAACCAUCGCAAUAGCAAACAUCUACAGCGCAAAUGAAUUCUCCGGUUCAUGUAUUUUGCAUUAUUUCCGGACAUAGCUUAGCUCUUUAGGAGAUGAGUUUUUAAUUCGUUAUUCCAUUCUACUCUCCAGACUUCUGAAAAGAUAUGUGGGAAAAGUUCGACAGAAUUGUUCUGCAUGUAGUCACAUGACAUGCGCUACGUCACAGCAAUGGCGCGAAGCCAAGUAGAUUUACUAUCAACUGCAAACGAAGCGGCGUGUCAAAUGCCUCAAUUGAUGAUGUUACGAUGGAAGCAUAUUGGAUUACAAUAUUUAUGCUAAUUAUUUUAUCAGAAUGGCAGUGUAAAGUGUUUGCUGCUAACUGCGAAAGUGAAUCUGUAGCCUGCAGGAAAGAAUUUGAUGAACUUCAGAAAGACAAACGACGAUAUCAUUAUACAAGCGAUAAUGCGACAUUAUCAGAGAUGUGUAGGAAACAGCUGACAGUGGUUAACUGUGUGAAUUCUUUUGCCAAAGAAUGUCUUCCACAGGAACAGCAAGAGCAUUUUAAACUUUUAAGCCUUGGAUCAGAUAAAUUUUUGGAGCAGUUUUGCUUAAAAGACAGCGAACUGCGGAAAAGGUACUUAAAGCACUCUACGUGCAUUCGAAAAGUGUCAACAGAGCUAGAUAAAUGUAGCAAAAAAUACGAAACAUCACAGAAGAAACUAGAUGCGGAAGAAGGUGAUAUUUUAUCUCUGAAACGGAAGACUUGCUGCAUUUACUUUGAAAACAUCAACUGUUCAACAAAAGCUACUGAAAUGAUAUGCGGUCAAGAAGCAGCACAGCUCGUCGAAGAAUUAUGGACGUUAUUAAGUGGAACAUUUCUCAAUGAAAUAUGUCAGCCCUUCUUAGAGUACGAUCAUCAAACCUGCAUUUUACUCUCCAGAGGUUCGCUCGUGCUUCCAGACUGGAAUUCAUCUGUGAUUUAUUUCCUCGUGCUAUAUUGUCAUUUCUAUUUUCAUAAAUUAUGAAGUUGUGAAUUUGUUGAUAUGGAUUCACUAUUUUUCUGUUCUUAUACAUUGUUGACUUAAUAUUAUUGUUGAAAUAUUUCUAUAUGUUUAGUUUAUUUACUCUUUAUUUUAAAUCUGAAUGCACAAUAUAUUUAAAAAGUAAAAUCGCGAGAUUAUCGCAAAGAAAGAUUAAGCGAAUACAAACAUAGUUAACCGAAAAAAAAAGAAAAUAUGUUUUCCAAAUUAUAAAUCUUAAGCAAAACCUAUAACUUUCGAGUUUCUUCAUGCAUAUGUAAUACUGGAAUUCAAUUCUGAGACACAAUCCUUAAAUUUAUUCUAGCAACAGAAAAAUAAACUUUGAUCUCAAGAAAAUCAAAUAAAUGAAAUAAUAAACUAACAUACAACCGACUGAUAUUUGUAUUACAAAUUAAUUCGAUUUAAUAAAUGUCUGAAUUAUUUAAUUGCAAGCAUGUUAUCAUUAAUAACUGAAUAAGUAUCACAAUUCUCAAUCAGUUCAGCUAUUUUAACUUAAUAUCAAAGGCUUCUUCACAUUCUAAGCCAUCCGUGUCUUUAAAAUAUCGUAUCAAAUAUUGCAUUACCAAAACUAUCGAUUGUUUAGUCUAUCGAUAGCUUUAGUAAUGCAACAUUUUGUACCAUUGUUCACCAUAAAUAAAAAAACGAGAGAAAAUUUAAACAAAGCUGCAAUUUUAAAUUAAGCUGCUGAUGAUUUAUUGUGGCUAACUGAGCAUAGAUGUUCCAUCAAAUAACAACAAAAAAUUAUUAAAAAAAUAUAAUAUUGAUAAAAUAUUUGAGGAUAUAUUAUUAGACUAUCUGAGCCUACCGCAACUUAGACCCUUAAUCUCUUCCUGCCACUGACUAAUGGAGCAUACACAGCCCUCUCUGACCAAUUGACGAUAGAAUUAAUAUAACGUUCCCCACCUGAACUCACAUGAGUUCAUUUACCAUUGAUUUCCAAUAAAAUUAACAUUCAGAAACCAUUUAUAACUACAUCGACUACAAAGCAUCAAAAUUCUUCAAAUCACUUGAUAUACAAACAAAAAUCACAUUUUUAACAUGCUAAAUAAUAUUAUUUAAAUAUAUCAAGUUUUAAACACAUAAGCAUAAUUACAACUAUUAUUAAUACAUAGAAAGAAAAUUAAUAGAUUUGCAAUUUAAAUUACACUUACUUAAUUAAGGAAUAAUUUCCAAAUUAAACACGAGUUGUGUUAAGCGUUUUAUAUUUCCUUUAGGAGUUUUAAAAAUAGACCGAAUUUUUAUCUUGUCAUGUGUACAUUUCUAAACCCUUUCCCAUCAUUCACAUAUUUCUAAAAUAACGCUAAUGGAAAACAAUAUUAUUCAACUUAAAUGAAACUUGCAGAAAUAUAGGCUGAUCUUAAAUUAAGCAAAUCUCCUUCCUCCACGUGUUCCAAAGUGAUUCAAAAGAAUUUCCUGAUAAUUAUAUUUCUUUGCCAAAGAAUUUCCAUUAACCUUCAAUGUUAUGUUUUGUUUUAAGUAAAGCUUUUACUAAGGAGAAAUGAGAUGAGGUGAAUGGCGAGGGUUCUGAGUAUUUAAAACUUGAUAUAUUUAACGUUGUGUACGUUGAACGGAUACGUGAUAGGCCUGGAAUUAAUCAUGGCUUCAGUCUCUCGGAAACAUUUUCCAAUUCUUUCAGAGAAGAGAUCGUCUAAAAAUUCUCUUUCAUAAAUUCUGAACCGUUCGUAUCUGCUUCUUGUAUCUGUCCAUGGACGUUUUUCAACUAUAAAAUUUCCAACUAUACCUUUCGAAGCAAACGUAUUUUACUCGAUUAUUAUCUAUCUUAUUCCACUAUUUUCUGAAUUCGCAACUCGCGUUUUUGAAAGCUUUGGCGCUAUCAGAAAAUAUGGUGGAAUAUAAUCCUCGACAAGGAAAAAAUCUAAAAUGCUUCUUUAUUCAAACUGCUGCAGAGAAAAUUGUCUAAGAAUGACAUCGUAGUAGCAGUAGUUUAGUAAGCGAGAGCAAUGACGAAAAGUGUAAGAAAUUUCGAAAAUAAAGUGAUUGUAAUAGUAUGAUAAAAGUCAGUUUCUGGUCAGAUACUCAAGCCUUUAUGCUGAAACCCAUUUUGCGCAAAAUGGGGCAUUAUAAUGAUUGGUUACGAGGGGCUCUAACUCCGUAACCCUACAACACGAACUAUGCGCCGUCCCAAAUGAUGCUAUAUCAUAAAUUUCUUGUACAGAAUGCAGCAAAGCCUUUUCAUAGACAAGCAAGUUUUUCAAUUUCCUCAUGCAUGACGUGAUUUAUCUGUUCACUCAAUAUACAUGUAUUAUAUUAUUAAAGAAUUAUUAUCUAUAUUAAAUAUAACUUAAUUUUUUAAUGUAAUAAUUGCAUUAAUAAUAAAAGUUUUUAAAAAAA